Orussus abietinus is the source of this 1021-nucleotide messenger RNA. Its product is annotated as stromal cell-derived factor 2. The record is from RefSeq and is a predicted model, not a curated record. Bases 130 to 795 code for a protein of 221 amino acids. NCBI's taxonomy places the organism in Eukaryota, Metazoa, Arthropoda, Insecta, Hymenoptera, Orussidae. The transcript is spliced from 5 exons.
GCCGGUCCAAUUCCCUAUAAGGAAAUAACUAGAUACCUAUCACAAAUCGUCGACAUUAGUUUUACUCACUUCGAUCUCAUUGGCAGCCAAUCAAAAAUCACCACGCGUUGUUCUGUCAGUCGUUUAAAAAUGGACGCAGCGAGAUCUGCAGGACGGCUGUGGUUAACAAUUUUUUUAACGUUUUUAACAAUCGAGAGUUCGGUCAAUGCAAAGGAUACAAAAUAUGUAACGUGCGGUUCGGCCUUAAAAUUGUUAAAUCUGAAUUACAAUGUAAGGUUACACUCGCAUGAUAUAAAAUAUGGAAGUGGAAGUGGACAACAAUCUGUCACUGGUAUUGAAGUUCAAGAAGAUGGAAACUCGUACUGGCUAGUUAAAUCCGAAACAGGAAAACAAUGUACACGAGGGAGACCGAUUAAGUGUGGAGCCACAGUCAGGUUGGAACAUACUGCCACCAAGAAAAAUCUUCAUUCUCAUCACGUUAGUUCGCCUCUUAGUGGAAAACAAGAAGUCUCCGCAUAUGGAGAUACCAAAGGCGAGGGUGAUACCGGUGAUCAUUGGAUCGUCGUUUGUCAGUCCGACUUUUGGGAAAGGGACGAACCAAUAAUGUUGAAACACGUUGACACUGAUCUAUUUUUAAGUGUCACAGGUCUGACUUAUGGGAGUCCAAUCGUUGGACAAACUGAAAUUGUUGCAGACCAUACAACAAAUGGUCAUUCCAUGUGGCAAGCGAUGGAAGGAUUAUUUAUUCAUCCAAGUGACUUCAAAGCCCAACACUUUGAACACACUGAAUUAUAGGCUUAGGCCGUCUUGACAUUAAGUGUUAAUAGGUCUCAAAUGAUUGAAGCCGUAUGCCAAAAACAUGAGUUGUAAAAACUCUGUACAGCGUGAAUGGCUAACAAUUACUGUGCUGUUUUAAAGAAUGUUAAUUACUAGAAAGGACGACAACUUGAAAUAUUAACUUCUAUAAAGUAACUGUGUGUAAAAGAGUUAUAAUAAUACAUCCUUCUUGUAAUAUGCAGAA